Messenger RNA from Eruca vesicaria subsp. sativa (arugula), 909 nucleotides. Lineage: Eukaryota; Viridiplantae; Streptophyta; Magnoliopsida; Brassicales; Brassicaceae. The record is from the annotation of a GenBank genome assembly.
AUGGCAACAACCAUUUUAUUUUCUCCGGCUCUGUUUUGGUUUUCCUUUCUCUUCUUCUUGUCUUUUUUAUCUCUCCAAACUAUCUCCCAGCCUCGAGUUAAUCACUUGCUCACCUUCUGCAACAACCGAUCUAACAGUUUUGUAGAGGACAGCUCUUAUGAUUCAAACCUUCGUUCCGCCCUCAAAUAUCUCCGCGGUACUUCCCCUGCGCCACCCUACCUCAGCGUCACGAAGGGUCUUAGCCCCGACACAGUCUAUGGUAUGUACCAUUGCAGAGUAGACAUCACCAAAUCAACCUGCGGGGUCUGUGUCCGGACCGCAAUUACCGAAAUAUCUAAAAGAUGCACUUCUCAAAAAGAAGCUUUCAUAUUUUAUGAACAGUGUAUGGUCCGUUACUCGGAUUAUUCCUUCUUUGGACUUCAAGAACUAGACGGGCCUAAUGCCUUACUACCCUCUACCACUGAUUUUCCUACCACGAGUCGGUUCGGUGAAACACUUCCUGAUAAGAUGAACAAACUUAUCACCAGAGCCGCGUCCACGACUUUGUGGCCGAACCCAUAUUUCUCUCAGGAUCAACAACAUGUGACUGAGUUAGGUAGCACGUAUACAGUAGACUCGCUGGUCCAGUGUAGUCCUGAUCUUGAUCCAGGAAACUGCACCGUCUGCUUGAGACUUGCGGUCGAAAAACUAUUGGAAUGUUGCAGCCGGUCUCGUUCAGCUCUCAACUUCCUUCCUAAAUGUCUCGUCAGGUUUAACACAUCAUCGAACGCGGACGUCCCUUCUUUUGAAAAAAAACAUAACGGGGACGACCCAAGUUCUGGUGUUAUAAAAGGAGACAAAAUAUUUGAGGGUAUAUUUGUUGCUGUCAUAAAAGCUUCAGCAUUAGCACUUGUACGUCUCAUGUUGUAA